This is a messenger RNA of Setaria italica (foxtail millet), 2168 nucleotides long. RefSeq names its product protein NRT1/ PTR FAMILY 4.6. The transcript has 4 exons. Lineage: Eukaryota; Viridiplantae; Streptophyta; Magnoliopsida; Poales; Poaceae. Gene Ontology annotation, biological process: transmembrane transport. The coding region runs from base 169 to 1938 and encodes 589 amino acids. Gene Ontology annotation, molecular function: transmembrane transporter activity. The record is from RefSeq and is a predicted model, not a curated record. Gene Ontology annotation, cellular component: membrane.
UCUCUCUCCCCUCUACACUUUUAAAUACACCACACCCCUCCCUUCUCCCCUCAAGCACUGAACUCAAACGCGAUCCCCUGAUCUGGCCUCCUCCCUCCUCGUCUUCCUCCUCCCGCUCGCACUCCAGAGCCCCGAGCGAGGCUGCCGCCUGCAACGGCCGCGAGCACCAUGGAGGGCGGCGCGCGGGACGCGGAGCGGUGGGAGGGGUACGUGGACUGGCGGAACCGACCGGCGACGAGGGGCCGGCACGGCGGCAUGCUCGCGGCCUCCUUCGUGCUCGUGGUGGAGGUGCUUGAGAACCUGGCGUUCCUGGCGAACGCGAGCAACCUGGUGACCUACCUGAUGCGGUUCAUGCACUACUCGCCGUCGCAGUCGGCGACGGCGGUGACCAACUUCAUGGGCACGGCGUUCCUGCUCGCGCUCCUCGGCGGCUUCCUCUCCGACGCCUUCUUCACCACCUACACCAUCUACAUCGUCAGCGCCUUCAUCGAGUUCACGGGGCUGGUGAUCCUGUUGGUGCAGGCGCGGACGCCGUCGCUGAUGCCGCCGCAGUGCGCCAAGGCGCCGUGCGAGCCCGUGUCGGGCGCCAAGAAGGCGAUGCUGUUCGCGGGGCUGUACGUAACGGCGCUGGGCAUCGGCGGGAUCAAGGGCUCGCUGCCCUCCCACGGCGCGGAGCAGUUCGACGAGCACGCGCCGCGGGGCCGCAAGGGCCGCUCCACCUUCUUCAACUACUUCGUCUUCUGCCUCUCCGUCGGCGCGCUCAUCGCCGUCACCUUCGCCGUCUGGGUCGAGGACAACAAGGGGUGGCAAUGGGGGUUCGGCAUCUCCACCAUAGCCAUCCUCCUCUCCAUCCCGGUCUUCGCCGCGGGAUACGGGAUGUACCGGAACAAGGUGCCCACGGGGAGCCCGCUCACCACCAUCGCCAAGGUCCUCCUCGCGGCGGCUCUCGCGCGGCGCGGCGGAGCGCAGAGCGCCAGCAACGGCGCCGUCAUCGACCGGGCGCCCAGCCCCACGGGGAGCACCGACAUGAAGGAGUACUGCAAGACCGGCGAGAUGGGGGUCAUCUCCGACGCCGCCGCGGCCGCCGGUGAUGAGCCGGCCGAGCCGUCGCGGGAGCUCGCGUUCCUGAACCGCGCCGCGCAGUGCCAGGCGCCGCCGAACGGGCUGCUCGCGUGCACGGUGCAGGAGGUGGAGGACGUCAAGAUCGUGCUCAUGGUUCUGCCCAUCUUCUUCUCCACCAUCAUGCUCAACUGCUGCCUGGCGCAGCUGUCCACGUUCUCGGUCGAGCAGGCGGCCACCAUGGACACGCGGGUGGGCAAGCUCACCGUGCCGCCAGCGUCGCUCCCCGUGUUCCCGGUCACCUUCAUCAUCCUCCUCGCGCCCGUCUACGACCACGUCAUCAUCCCCUUCGCGCGCCGCGUGACGGGGACCGAGAUGGGCAUCAGCCACCUCCAGCGCAUCGGCACCGGGCUCGUCCUCUCCAUCGUCGCCAUGGCGGUGGCCGCCGUCGUCGAGGUGAAGCGCAAGAACGUUGCCGCCGACAACGGGAUGCUGGACUCGGCCAAGCCCCUGCCCAUCAGCUUCUUCUGGAUCGCGUUCCAGUACUUGUUCCUGGGGUCGGCGGACCUGUUCACGCUGGCGGGGCUGCUCGAGUUCUUCUUCAGCGAGGCGCCGUCGCGGAUGCGCUCGAUGGCGACGUCGCUGUCGUGGGCGUCGCUGGCGCUGGGAUACUACCUCAGCUCCGUGCUGGUGUCCAUCGUGAACAGCGCGACGGCGCACGGCGGGCACCGGCCGUGGCUGCAGGGUGCCAGCCUGAACCACUACCACCUGGAGCGGUUCUACUGGGUCAUGUGCGUGCUCAGCACCCUCAACUACCUCGUCUUCUUGUUCUGGGCCAUCAGGUACAAGUACAGAAACGCUGGGGUCAUCAAAGGGUAAUGCCAUUGUCAAAUAGGCAUUGCCGUUGAUCGGAUCGCCAUGGUAGCGAGAAGAGAACUGCUGGGUGUAACUGUUUAUAUUGGUGGCAAGGAGGGAGUCAAAAAAAGAAGUACUAGGUUCAUUUCUGCAGGAUGUGGGGAUUAUAUUGGUGGUGGUUAUGAGGCUGUCAUGAAUUUGGUUGAUUGGUUCAUCCACAAGUAAAUCAACAAGAGGUGGUUCAGUUAAUCUGA